AUGUUCUCUUGCGCAAACUACCCUCGCGGAUGCCGCGGCCGUGCCAACCAGCAAGGAGCGAAAUGCCCUGACUGUGUCACAUUGAACUUGCGCCGACCAGCCUCAUCCUCCCCCUUUGCUCAACCCAGAGACUACCGCCGCGCACUACCAUCUGAAAUCCUCCAAAACUCACCAUACCGGGCGAUUGCCAGAGAGAUGGUUUAA
Aspergillus calidoustus is the source of this 204-nucleotide messenger RNA. Lineage: Eukaryota; Fungi; Ascomycota; Eurotiomycetes; Eurotiales; Aspergillaceae. The record is from the annotation of a GenBank genome assembly.